CUUCUGUAUCUGAGGUUACUUACAAAGACUAUGGACUGUGUACUUCUGCUGGUCCCGGUUUUCUUAAAAUAUAAAAGUAGUUGAUGGGCAAACAUGAGUGAUAUUGACCCCAGAAACCCCUCACAGCCACCGGAUCAUUUCUCUGAGAGUGGGCAGACAAUGAUCCCCCGUCACCCUCAAAUCACGGACCCCAUUUCGUCGAAACACGUCUGCUUCUAUAAGAGCGGCGACCCCCAGUUCAGUGGGCUAAAGAUGGUCAUCAACAAUCGGACUUUUAAAUCGUUUGAUGCCCUGUUGGAUACCUUAUCUAAGAAAGUUCCUUUGCCCUUCGGGGUUCGAAACAUCACCACCCCUCGUGGAAUCCAUGGUAUCAACCAUCUUGACGAGCUAGAGGACGGGAAGUCAUACAUUUGCUCAGAUCAAAAGAAAGUCAAGCCUAUAGAUUUGGAUGUGGCGAGUAAGAAGCCAGUACCCUGGUAUACCACCAGGCCAGUGAGCGCCCGCCGCCGUGCGGUACACCUGGCCAGGCAAAAUGACAGCAGGAUUAUGAAACGUGAAAACUCACUGGUGGUGCGCACACCCAAAAAACUUGUUGUCUUCAAAAACGGAGACUCUGGAAUCAAGCACACCAUAAUGCUGCAAAAGAAAACAUCACAGACGUUUGAGUCACUUCUCGGUCACGUGACAGAGGUGAUGCAGUUUCCUGUAGUAAAGCUGUAUACUCCAGAUGGCAGAAGGGUUGAUAGUCUCCAGUCUCUGAUUCUGUGCUCAGGGGUUGUUGUAGCUUCAGGACGAGAACCGUUCAAACCAGGCAGCUAUGAUCCUCAAACACAGACUCUGCCUGCAAAGCUGCCUGGAGUCUCCAGUCACGUUCAGCCAAAGCACAGAGAGAGGCUGGGACGAAGGAAUCGAGGAAAAUGGAGAGUGUCAGUUGUCACAAGCUCCCUGCCAUCGGCUGGUACAAGUUCCCAAGUUUAUAUCAUACUGUACGGGCUCCAGGGGAACUCUGGACCUCUUUUUCUGCUUGGGAGAGAGGGGGACCUCUUCCAGAGUGGCCAUGAAGACAUUUUUGAUAUAAAUGUUGGUAAUAUCGGUGAGCUCUUCAAAAUCCGUAUUGGACACAACAGCUCUGGACAGUCCCCUGGAUGGCACUGUGAAGAGGUGCGACUGCAGAAUCUGUUCACUGAAGAGAUGUUCUAUCUUCCUGUCAAUCGCUGGCUCUCUCAGGAGGAGGAGAAGGGUGGGGAGAUAUGCAGAGAAGUGCCAGUGUUACAUCAUGGUUACCCUGUUUUCCCUGUUACUCUGUACGGGGUCAGUGUUGUGACAGGAGACCUGUGGAAUGCAGGAACAGGGGCCAAUGUAUACAUCAAUGUUUAUGGGGAAAAUGGUGAUACAGGGUCAAGACAGCUUUUAAACUCAAAGAAGCCCACAACGUUUUGUAAAGGACAGGUUGACACUUUCACCCUUGAGGCUGUUCAUCUUGGGCACUUGGAAAAGGUUGUUAUCGGACAUGAUGGACUCGGGGAAGGUAGUGGAUGGUUUCUAGAGAAAGUUGUCUUAACUGAUUCUUUGAAGGAUGUGGAGUAUACAUUUCUGUGCAACAGAUGGCUGGACCAAGGUGAGAUGGAUGGUAAAAUAGUGACGGAGCUUUACGUAUCAGAUGGCCUCAACUAUUCCACAAGGCAAGAACUGGAACACAAAAGAAUGGAAAUUUGGGCUGUGGAGAGAUGGAAAUUCCAGAAAGGAAACAUUGUGCAGCUCUUCUGUAAGUUGACAGGAAAGUGUGUUCGACUACAUCCAGAUGGGACAGUUGAUGCUCUUGGAGAUAAGAGGGAUAAACAAGGUUUUUUUGACAUGAGACUGAAGAGAGGAAAUAUCAGAGUGUUUCGCAGUCUUCCCCACCCGCAGCUCACUCUCGCUAUUGCCAAAGGCAGAGUCACAGCACUGGAAAAUGGUGGAAGUCUCUGCGAGCUACAAGUCCAGAUUCACCCCAACCGCUGUGUCAGUUUAGAGUCUGUUCAAAUUCCAGGAUACUUAGUGACUUUUGACACAGAAGGGCACCCAGCUGAUGGAGCCACAGGAUACUCUGGCCUUUGCAAAGAGUUUGUGGUUCAUGUGAAGGGUAUGCUUCGUGAUGGGGCCGUGAUCAUGCUCAACAGCAGUGUGAGUCAGGCUCUGUGCAUCACCAGAGACGGUCGGUGUGUAGGCACCGGGAGGCAAGCUGAGGAGUCUUACUUUCGAGUGCACAAGGUCUGCCCUGGCGUCUGCAUGUUCCAGAGCCUCCACUGUCCAGACAUGUACCUGCAGGUCAAGGGUGGCCAAUGUAAUGGAAGAGGCACGGGAGACUGCUACAGCCACUUCAAAGUAGAGAAGAAUUAUCAAACCGGCUCCUUGAGCCUGGAAUCUGUGAAAUGCAGCGGGAUGUUCUUAGGCCUCCUCCCGGACGGGUCAGCCAAGCCACUGGUUCACACUGGAGUCUCCAAUGUCAUGUUCUAUCCACAGGUUAUACAAUAUGGUAGAGAAAAACCCACUGGUACGUCUGCAACACCGAUCAGGCAUGUCACGCCAGUUCCACCUAUACCCAGAAAAUCUCCUGCCCCAUUCAAAAAGGUGAAAACGAAGCGUUUGGAGCCCCUUGUGUCCUCCGAUGAUGAGUGGACAGUAUCAGUCGUGACUGGAUAUCCAGGGACGCAGGCCCAGGUGUCUCUGUGGAUAUAUGGAAGUGAGGGAAACGCAGGGCCCAUAUUACUGGAGAAAUCCAACAGAGACACAUUGUUCUCUCCCAAACAAGAAGACGAAUUUCAGCUCGCCAUGACUAACAUUGGCGAAAUUUACAAAAUAAGAAUUGGACACGAUGGAACAAGCGAUCAUCCUGAUUGGAACCUACAAAGUGUAUCGCUGAGAAAAAAUAAAGAUGGCCCAACACUACAAUUCAGUGUAAAUCGUUGGUUGUCAAGAAAUCAUGGAAAUGGAGACAUUUUGUGUGAAGUUGCAGCAAUGAAAGAAGAUGGACAACCUAUUUUUCCAGUUGUAAAAUAUCAAGUGACUAUCUACACUGGGCAUUUGAAUCAUGCUGAAACUCAGUCUCCUGUUCUCAUCUGCCUUUAUGGUGAGAGAGGUGAUUCGGGGUUGCGUCUUCUCCAUAAAGCUCAGCUGGCCAACACGUUUCGGAGAGGACAGGUUGAUGCGUUUGAAUUGGAAGCAGUGUCCCUUGGCAAGCUUCAAAAGGUACUAUUGUGCUGUGAAGCGAAAAAUAAAUCAGACUACUGGUACUGUGAAAAAGUCAUCAUCGGGGAACCGGGAGGAGGUUCUGAAUACAUCUUCAAUUGUGAAAGGUGGAUUCCUUUUUCAUCCGAAGGUGUUGUCAAGACUGGGAUAGAGCUGCAGGUUCAAGAGAUUCGCAUGAGUGUUCAACACAAUGAGAAGGAAAUGCCACAUGAUGGAGGCUGGAAAGUAACAGUUGUGACUGGAGACUUUGAUUCUGCCAGCACUGAAGCCACUGUUUACCUCCAUGCUUAUGGGGAAAAGGGAGAAUCAGGUCCUAUCAUUCUGGGCUCCGGAAAGCAUCAGCUUUUUAAUCAAAACAGCGCUGACACAUUUCAGGUAGAUUUCGGAUGCAUCGGGGGGUUGUACAAACUGAGGAUAGGCCACGACAACAGCGGGGAAGAUCCUAAAUGGUACUUGGAAGAAGUGAUUUUGCAUGAACUGGCCACAGGGAAAGAGUUUGCACUUCGUGUGGACCAGUGGCUGGCUGGGGAAAAUGAAGAUGGACGUGUUUGGAAGGAGGUGCCUGUUCCCCUUAUCGGAGGGGACUCUCUUUCAGUGGUUGUCUAUCAGGUUCAGGUUCAUACUGGGUCCAAGCCUGGAGCUGAGACGGAUGCUUCUGUGUAUAUUAACAUCUUCGGGACCAGAGGCGACACUGGAAAAAGAAAACUGCAUCAAUCACUGAAUCAUAAACUGAAAUUUCAACAAGGUCAAGUUGACAUUUUCAACAUUGAAGCUGUUUCACUGGAGAAGCUGAGAAAGGUUGUGAUAGGGCACAAUGGCACAGGUCCAGGAGAUGGAUGGUUUUUAGAAAAAGUAAUCAUCAAAGCUGAAGAAGAGGACAAGCACGAAAGUGUAUUUCUUUGCAACAGUUGGCUGGAUGUGUACCAGGAUGAUGGGAAGACUGAAAGGGAGCUCUUUGUUGAAGGAUAUGAGGAAAUCAAGAAAGAAUCGCAGAAAGGCAAGUAG
This is a messenger RNA of Lepisosteus oculatus (spotted gar), 4233 nucleotides long. The record is from RefSeq and is a predicted model, not a curated record. Lineage: Eukaryota; Metazoa; Chordata; Actinopteri; Semionotiformes; Lepisosteidae.